Durusdinium trenchii is the source of this 1832-nucleotide messenger RNA. The record is from the annotation of a GenBank genome assembly. NCBI's taxonomy places the organism in Eukaryota, Dinophyceae, Suessiales, Symbiodiniaceae.
AAAUACUUUGUAUCGUCUCAAAUUUGCCAAUCGCCUUUGCUCAAGUGAUCAAUAGAUUGUGCAUAGGCUUUAUGUAGUCGCAGCCAGCAUGAAGAGUGCUGGUCAGUGCCAAAAGAGACAUGCUUGUGCCACCAAACAAGCGACAUACUGGACCCCAUGCGUCCCUCGUUUCACAGACAAACAUUCAUCGAAAAGGUUUGGUGAGGAUAAUGCAUGGAAGAUGGAGCGUGUGCCACGCCUGCAGAGGCUUGACCAGACGCUUUCUCAAUCGGCGAUGGGCUACCAAAGCUGUAGCCGCCGUCUUCCACGAAGUUGGAAAACCGUUUGAGCUGCGAGAGAUCCCUCUGCCAGAGAAGCUCAACGAGGGUGAACUGCUGGUCCGGAUGGAGGUAGCUACGAUCUGUGGGAGUGACUUGCAUACAGUGAGUGGCAAAAGACAGGAACCAAUGCCUCUUGUGCUGGGACAUGAAGGCGUUGGUGUGAUUGAGCGAGUGGGCUCGGAUAUUUUCAGUGGCAACCGUCCAAGGCACCGCGGAUGGAAGCUGCGAGAGGGCGACCGAGUGACCUUCAGCGUCGCAGAUUCGUGUGGGCUUUGCCCCGAAUGUACGCUGCAUAAGCUGCCUCAGAAGUGUGUCUCCCUGAUGAAGUAUGGCCAUGCUCGGAUUUCAGAAGGAACCGGCCUCAAUGGGACGUACGCCACCCAUAUUCUGCUCAGACCAGGGACGCAUGCUGUUAAGCUGCCCAGCAAGCUCAGCUCUCGAAUUUGUGCACCGGCCAACUGUGCCCUGGCCACGGUGGUGAAUGCGCUUGACAUGGCGAGGCUCCCGAGGUAUGGCUCCAACAAGAGUGCAGUUGUCCAAGGAGUUGGACUGCUGGGGAUUUAUGCCGUGGCAUGGCUGAGAAAGCGUGUUGGCAUGGACACUGUCUUCUGCCUGGACACCCAGCCAGAGCGCUUGAAGACUGCGGAGAGGUUCGGAGGAGUUCCGCUGCUGGUCACUGAAAAUGAGGAGGACUACCUGGAGCGUUCACGCACUAUCCGUGAGAUGUACCCGCGAGGGGUUGAUGUGGCUGUGGAGAUGACCGGCGCCAAACAUGUGAUCCAUGAGGGGGUGCAGCUCCUUCGAAACGGUGGACACUAUUCCUUCACUGGGAUGGUACAUCCGGAUUCCCAGCUGUCGUCACUCACAGGGGAGACGAUCAUCAGAAAGUGCCUGACCAUCCGUGGGGUGCACAACUACACACCAUGGAACUUAGAAGAAGCAGUGAAGUUUCUAGAUGAGUUCCGAGAAGAGUUGCCAUUGGAAUCCGUGCUAUCACCAACGAGCUACAAGCUUUCCGAGAUCAAUGAAGCCUUUGCAGAGGCGCAGACAGGUUCCUACUGCCGAGUUGUGGCAUCUCCAGCAUGUUGCCAGUUGAGUUGCGAUGUUUCUACAGUUUAGACUUGUUUUAGGUGUUUUUUACUUGUUUUGGUACGCGUUGGUCGGUUUACUGUAGCUGCAGAGUUCUUCUCAUUCAUUCCGGCCACAGGUGAGUUGCCAGGACGUUUCAUGAUUCCUCGUCACCUCGUCCAUAAUUGGAGCCGAGGGGUGGUUCAGAAUGCAGCCGUGCAACGCGAGUUGCAGGUGCAAUGUUGUUUUGCUUUCAAAAAUCGCACUACCAAUCAAAGAAUGUGCGAAUCUUCUCUUGAUUACAGAUAAUGUGCCAAACGCACGAAGUGGAUAUGAAUGUACAUAAGUUGAGAUGGUUCCACUGCCUGCAAUCGGUGUACAGAAAACUGCAGGCCAUUUGACUUCAGACCAUCAUCGCCGGCAAAGUGCGUGAUGUCUUUGCGA